UAGGGAACAAUGUUUAUGUUGAAGAUCUCUGCCUUCCUCGUUGCCUAUGCCCUGGUUAUUUGCCAGAUGUACAGCUCACAUGCCGCCCCAGCCAGAACUGGUUUAGAGUCCAUGACAGACAGAGUCACGCUCACGGACUAUGAAGCUCGACGGUUACUAAAUGCCAUUGUUAAGGAGUUUCUCCAAAUGACCGCGGAGGAAUUGGAGCAGCAAGUGAAUGAUGGAAACAGCCAGGGCAGACCAAUGGUCAAGCGCUGCUCCAACCUCAGCACCUGUGUCCUGGGCAAACUGUCCCAGGAGCUGCACAAAUUACAAACAUUCCCCCGCACGGAUGUCGGUGCCGGCACGCCGGGCAAGAAACGCAGCCUGCCCGAGAACGAUCAUUAUGCAAGCUACGGAGAGGCAUUUGAUUCCAUCUAA
This is a messenger RNA of Chanos chanos (milkfish), 420 nucleotides long. Its product is annotated as calcitonin-1. Lineage: Eukaryota; Metazoa; Chordata; Actinopteri; Gonorynchiformes; Chanidae. Gene Ontology annotation, cellular component: extracellular region. Gene Ontology annotation, molecular function: hormone activity; calcitonin receptor binding. The transcript is spliced from 3 exons. The coding region runs from base 10 to 420 and encodes 136 amino acids. The record is from RefSeq and is a predicted model, not a curated record.